Messenger RNA from Pangasianodon hypophthalmus (striped catfish), 1683 nucleotides. Its product is annotated as heterogeneous nuclear ribonucleoprotein A0-like. Gene Ontology annotation, molecular function: RNA binding. The transcript has a single exon. Bases 71 to 967 code for a protein of 298 amino acids. The record is from RefSeq and is a predicted model, not a curated record. Lineage: Eukaryota; Metazoa; Chordata; Actinopteri; Siluriformes; Pangasiidae.
CGUCGGUUUGUUGGUGACGUCAUUGCUGCGACAGCGUAAAGUACGCUAGUGCUCUCGAAGACGGCGCUCUAUGCUCGCUAGAAUGGAUCAGCUUUGCAAACUUUUUGUUGGUGGAUUAAAUGUUCAGACGACUAGCGAAGGACUCCGUGCUCAUUUCGAACAGUACGGGCAGCUGAACGACUGCGUUGUUGUUCAAAACGACCAUCUUCAGCGGUCACGCUGUUUUGGCUUUGUAACGUAUUCAAGCGUUGAAGAGGCUGAUGCAGCAAUGGCAGCUAGGCCACACGUUGUUGAUGGUAAAAACGUGGACUUGAAAAGAGCAGUGGCUCGUGAAGAUGCAGGCAAACCUGAAGCUCUUGCCAAAGUAAAGAAAAUAUUUGUUGGGGGUCUGAAAGAAGACAUCGAAGAAAAGGAUCUAAAUGAAUAUUUUGCUCAGUUUGGUGUAAUCGAGAAAGCAGAAGUCAUCACGGACAAAGAUACCGGCAAGAAGCGUGGCUUUGGUUUUGUACACUUUGAGGACAAUGACUCUGCGGAUAAAGCAGUUGUGCUCAAGUUUCAUACGAUAAAUGGGCACAAAGUAGAAGUGAAGAAGGCACUCACUAAACAAGAAAUACAGGCUGCUGGUGGAGCCCGGGUCAGUAGGGGCAGAAGAGGCGGCGGAAUGGGAAGAAAUCAAAAUGGCUUCGGUGGCGGAAGGGGUGGUUACAGCAGCUAUGCUGGUGGCUACGAUGGAGGUUAUGGCGGGGGAUAUGGCGGUAACUACGGAGGGGGUUAUGAAGGCGCAUACAAUGACCAGAUGGGAGGCUAUGGUGGUGGCAAUGGCUACGGUGACUUUGGCAGUGGAUACAACCAACAGUCGUCUGGUUAUGGGCCUAUCAAAGGCGGAAACACUUACCGUAGCGUUGCCCCUUAUCCUCGUGGUGGUGCCUCUGGCUACGGCAGGGGUGGAUACGGAGGCCCAUGUUGAAACCAACUGGGGGGGUGAAAGUCGUCAGGCUGUCCACACAUUUCAAAGCCUUACGGGACACAAUGCGCCAUUUGUUCGGCACUAAAUACUAAAAACAAUGGCGGAUUUUAACCCCACUUAUCGGGUAGAUACAUGACUUCCAAGCGACCUGACUUGUUCGCUCAGCUUUUGUUGGAGGACACGUUCCAGUCUACUUGGAAUCAGCGCAUGUAGGCACAUAUAUAAGGAUAUCUUAGCUAUGUUAUACAUUGAUAUCUUAGCUUUCUGAUCUGCUUUUUUUGUUUGUUUGUUUUGAAUUCAAUUUUUUUCCUGAAAACCUGUGUAUUGGCAGUCAUUGUGGAUUGCACGUGUUGAGUUAUCCAAUAGGAAUGUUGCUAAAGUUUUUUAAUUUUUUUUCCUCCUGCCUGAAACGCCCCUCAACCAUGUAGCAAGCCGUUAUGUUAAAACCUUAGUAUCUCUUUUUGCGAUCUGUAAGACCACCAUAACAUUAAUUCGAAUGAACAUAUGUUUUAUUAAGGCAGUCACUUGGUAGAAUAACGUUUUUUAUUUACACUACGGUCGUGUAGUUUAAUUAUAUGCUUUAUAUGGAUUUAUUCUAAAGUAUUUUAUCCAUUUGUCUGUAAAACUGUUAAACAUUGAAGCAAAUGUAUGUUUUUUUUUUUUUAUGUUUUUUUUUGUUGUUUUUUUUUUAAUAAAAAGUUGACAGAUAAACCUUG